GCCGCCGUCGCUGCCGCCGCGCUCGCUGGCUGGCCCGGUGCGGGCGCCGGGCUCCUGCCACAGGAGAGAACCACCGGCGCCACCACCACCACUUCGACCCGGGCCCGGGCACCGGCCCCGCCCCGGGCCCCGGCCUGAGCCCCCCGCCCGGCCGGGCGAUGAAGUGUCACUACGAGGCGCUGGGGGUGCGGCGCGACGCCAGCGAGGAGGAGCUCAAGAAGGCCUAUCGGAAGCUGGCCCUGAAAUGGCACCCGGAUAAAAAUCUGGAUAAUGCCGCAGAAGCAGCUGAACAAUUUAAACUAAUCCAAGCAGCGUAUGAUGUGUUGAGCGACCCUCAGGAAAGAGCAUGGUAUGAUAAUCAUAGAGAGGCUCUGCUUAAAGGAGGGCUUGAUGGAGAGUAUCAAGAUGACAGCUUAGAUUUGCUUCACUAUUUCACUGUGACCUGUUACUCUGGUUAUGGAGAUGAUGAAAAGGGCUUUUAUACAGUGUAUCGUAAUGUUUUUGAAAUGAUUGCCAAGGAAGAACUAGAAUCUUCUUUAGAAGAGGAUGUUGAGGAUUUCCCAACUUUUGGAGACUCCCAGAGUGACUAUGAUACGGUAGUCCAUCCUUUCUACGCUUAUUGGCAGAGCUUCUGCACUCAGAAGAACUUUGCUUGGAAAGAAGAAUAUGAUACACGACAGGCUUCAAACCGCUGGGAGAAACGAGCCAUGGAAAAAGAGAACAAAAAGAUUCGAGACAAAGCAAGGAAAGAGAAGAAUGAGCUUGUCCGUCAGCUGGUAGCUUUCAUCCGUAAAAGAGAUAGAAGAGUGCAGGCUCAUCGAAAACUUGUGGAAGAACAGAACGCAGAGAAGGCGAGGAAAGCCGAAGCAAUGAGGCGGCAGCAGAAGCUAAAGCAGGCCAAACUGGCAGAGCAGUACCAAGAGCAGAGCUGGAUGACGGUGGCCGAUUUGGAGAAGGAGCUCAGGGAGAUGGAGGCGCAGUAUGAAAAGGAGUUUGGAGACGGAUCAGGUGAAGAUGAAGUGGAAGAGCAGGAACUCCAAGAUGGACAGGAUGGUAAAGAUAGUGAUGAGGCUGAGGAUGCAGAACUUUAUGAUGGCCUUUACUGCCCAGCAUGUGACAAAUCUUUCAAGACGGAAAAGGCCAUGAGGAAUCAUGAAAAAUCAAAGAAGCAUCGGGAAAUGGUUGCCUUGUUAAAACAACAGUUGGAGGAGGAGGAAGCAAAUUUUUCAGGACCUCAAACUGAUGAAAACAGUCUGAAUGCCAAUUCUGAGGAAGAAAUGGAGGAUGCACCAAAACAAAAGCUUUCUAAAAAACAGAAGAAAAAGAAACAGAAACCAGCACAGAAUUAUGAUGAUAAUUUCAAUGAAAAUGGAACUGGAGAAGGAGUAAAGGUUGAUCCAGAAGAUAACAGCCUAAAUCAAGACAGUGCCAAAGAAUUGGAAGAUAGUCCCCAAGAAAAUGUCGGUGUUACAGAGACUGUGGAACUGUGUGAUGACCCCAAAAGUGAAGCUAAAAGCGUUUCUAAACCCAAAGGAAAGAAAGCCAAAGAUACUAAAAAAUCUGUCAGAGUACCUGCUGAACCACAGACAGUGAGUGAUGUUCUUAUCAGCUGUACAACCUGCCAUAGUGAAUUUCCAUCCCGGAAUAAACUUUUUGACCAUCUAAAGGCCACAGGUCAUGCAAGAGCACCUUCAUCAUCAUCUUUAAACAGUGUAACAAAUAGUCGAAGCAAAAAAGAGAAACGUAAAAACAGAUAGAAAUCCUGCCAAUGCUUUUCCUUUUUGAUUGUCUCUAGAUUUUGACACCAAAAACUGAACUGAAAUCAUCUAAAGAGUUAA
Eubalaena glacialis (North Atlantic right whale) is the source of this 1838-nucleotide messenger RNA. It is a transcript of the gene DNAJC21, whose product is annotated as DnaJ heat shock protein family (Hsp40) member C21. The record is from RefSeq and is a predicted model, not a curated record. Gene Ontology annotation, cellular component: cytoplasm. NCBI's taxonomy places the organism in Eukaryota, Metazoa, Chordata, Mammalia, Artiodactyla, Balaenidae. The coding region runs from base 159 to 1757 and encodes 532 amino acids. Gene Ontology annotation, molecular function: nucleic acid binding; zinc ion binding. The transcript has 12 exons.